This is a messenger RNA of Lindgomyces ingoldianus, 882 nucleotides long. RefSeq lists its product as uncharacterized. NCBI's taxonomy places the organism in Eukaryota, Fungi, Ascomycota, Dothideomycetes, Pleosporales, Lindgomycetaceae. Bases 1 to 882 code for a protein of 293 amino acids. The transcript is spliced from 9 exons. The record is from RefSeq and is a predicted model, not a curated record.
AUGCCCCAAGCACUCACCCCGCAGGCGGACAACCCAAUCCUGGGGUGGCGUUUAAACGCCAAGGCACCAAGGAGCGCCAGUGGAUGCUUAGUGGAAGACAAGCCCGGGCAAGACGGCUUCAUGGCGCACAAAAGCUUUGUCAAGAGCCGGUGGCACCAGAGUGGCAGAGAGCUUGUUUGCAGAAUCUUCCGUCGCGCCAGCUAUGGAUGGUGGAAUGCUGCUCAUGAUGGACGGUCGAACAAAAUAAUUGUUUUUGGUGUCCUGUCCUGGAUGGAAGGUUGCCUCGUGGGUGAGGUUUUCAAGCACCCCAGAAGCCGGGCACAGAUCGGCGUCAACAUCUCUCCUGAUUUGUCCGCCACGACAUCCGUCAACCGCAUAUCUCGAAUGAUUCCAGAACUCUCCACAGCGGAAGCCAGUUCUGACUCCGAAUCACCUCCGCUCGACUCCAAAUUUCGGGCACGAAAGCAGCUGCUUCCGAUAACAAGCUAUUGCCCCAUCCUCGAUCGUGCUCAAAAGACUGGUAUCGAGGUUUACGCACCGGCAUUACAUCGAAUGGGGGAAACUGGACCAUGGAACACGGGCGCAAACCUGGCUGAGCCGAACCACACAGCUGUGGAUAAUAACAAAGCUGUUGGCACAAAGAAAUUAUCUACGCCGAGUGUUACCAAAGUGCGAUUCCUUCCGGUACACCUCCAAAAUACACUUUACAGGGAACAGGGCCUGAUAUCUUUCCUUUGGUCACUCCGGAGCCCAUCAUUCAUGAACAAACGGGGCAUCCUACUCAAGGCUCAACCCGAAGCUAGUUGUACUCGCGUGCGGCAAAUGCACUCAGGCCCAAGGAAAAGCAAGCUCCACUCCAGCAAAAACUCUAAAUCCACCUAG